This is a messenger RNA of Lutzomyia longipalpis, 5364 nucleotides long. RefSeq names its product carboxypeptidase D (gene svr). The record is from RefSeq and is a predicted model, not a curated record. Gene Ontology annotation, biological process: proteolysis. NCBI's taxonomy places the organism in Eukaryota, Metazoa, Arthropoda, Insecta, Diptera, Psychodidae. Gene Ontology annotation, molecular function: metallocarboxypeptidase activity; zinc ion binding. The transcript has 8 exons. Bases 183 to 4367 code for a protein of 1394 amino acids.
GCAAUAGAUGCGAUACGUGGUGUUGCAAACAGCGUAAUCUCCUCGACAAGUGGAAUUUUUGAGUAGUCGAUUUUUGCGUGCUGUGAAUGAAAAAGGGCAAUUUUCGUCCGUUUUUUAGUGCAAAAACCUUGUGUGAGGCCACCCCGGGGCGGCAGACCCAGUGAGAGAGCGUGCUGCACAAAAUGGGGCUCCGUCGAAUGAGUGUUGUACUUAAUUUUGUGCUGUGCACGUCAUUGUGGAUUUUAUGUUGUGAUGGAUCCACACAGAACGAGCGACAGGGUUUUCCCCUGGAAAAUGAGAAAUUCCUCACGGAACCACACUACCACAGCACAAAUGAGAUUGAGGAUUUAUUCGCGCACCUCCAGAAGCAAUUCCCAACAAUGGCAAAGGUGCACUCAAUUGGAAAAUCCGUGGAAGGACGGGAGCUCACUGUACUCGAGAUUAACAAGAACGUUCGGAAGAGAUCACUGCUGACGCCGAUGUUUAAGUAUGUCGCCAACAUGCACGGCGAUGAAACUGUUGGCAGACAGAUGCUAAUCUACUUAGCGCAGUACUUGCUGACCAACUACGGCGUUGUGCCCGAAGUUACGAAGCUCGUGGAUCAGACGGACAUUUUUCUCAUGCCCUCCCUCAAUCCAGAUGGUUUCGAACGUUCAAAGGAGGGAAGCUGCGAAUCACCUGAAAACUACUUUGGACGAAAUAAUGCAGCAGGUGUCGAUCUGAACCGCGAUUUUCCCGAUCGAUUCGAUUCAUCGCUCAUGAGGCAUUUUCGUGCAAUGACACGCCAACCUGAGACUGUGGCAAUGAUGACAUGGAUCCUCAACUCACCUUUUGUUCUAUCGGCAAAUCUUCACGGUGGUGCAGUUGUGGCGAGUUAUCCCUACGAUAAUUCCAUAAAACAACGAGAGUGCUGCACGGAGAGUUUAACACCUGACGAUGGUGUCUUCAAGCAGUUGGCCUACACGUAUGCAUCUAAUCAUCCUGUCAUGCGAACUGGGUCGGAUUGCAAUGAAACAUUCCCGGGUGGUGUGACAAAUGGAGCUUUUUGGUAUGAAUUGAAUGGCGGGAUGCAGGAUUUCAACUAUGUCUUCUCGAAUUGCUUUGAUGUCACGCUUGAAUUGUCAUGCUGCAAGUUUCCAAAGGCCAGCAAAUUGCCCAGCGAGUGGGCGAAGAAUAAGCGGAGUUUGCUUGAAUAUAUGAAAUUGGUUCACAUGGGUGUCAAGGGUCUUGUCAAAGACACCAAUGGGUAUCCCAUUAAAAAUGCCGAGAUCCUCGUGCAGGGGUACGAGCAGAAGCCUAUCAAAGCAACGGAACGUGGUGAAUAUUGGCGCCUUCUCAAGCCAGGACUUCAUCACAUUCAAGCUGUAGCUUUCGGCUACGAACCCAGUGCUGUACAGGAAGUUUUAGUCACCAAUGACAGUGCUACAAGAGUAGAUUUUAAUUUGAACCCAUCCGAUAAUGUUGAAGGUGCCUACCGGCAUACGGUUACAAUUCGUGAGAAUACAAAUAAGAAUGGUUUCCUUUUGGAUGCAGAAUUUAAGCAUCACAGCUAUCAGGAUAUGGUUGCGCUACUUCAGGAGCUCAAUAGCACAUACCCCAAUAUUACGAAUCUCUACAGCAUUGGGAAGAGUGUGCAGGGGAGAGAUUUGUGGGUGUUGGAGAUUACACAGCAUCCGGGAGUUCAUACUCCGGGAAUUCCGGAAUUUAAGUAUAUUGCCAAUAUGCAUGGGAAUGAGGUAAUUGGGAGGGAGUUGUUGCUUCUCCUGGCACAGUAUUUGUGUCAGAAUUAUGGAACAAAUGAGAGAAUAACGAAGCUCGUGGAUGGCACGAGGAUUCACCUUAUGCCAAGUAUGAAUCCGGAUGGUUAUGAAGUUUCUCGGGAUAAUGAUCAUUUGCAAAUUCAUGGGAGAGCCAAUGCACACGGUGUGGAUCUCAAUAGGAAUUUCCCUGAUCAAUAUGGAACGAAUAAAUUCAAUACGAAGCAAGAGCCAGAAACAGCUGCUGUAAUGAAGUGGUCUCUCUCAAUUCCUUUUGUCCUUUCGGCAAAUCUCCACGGGGGUUCUCUCGUAGCGAAUUACCCAUUCGACGAUUCAGCAAAGGAUUUUGCACCAGGAAGUGAUAGAAGAACUCAGCAGAAUCCCACGGAAGAGGAUGAGCUAUUCAAAUAUCUCGCUCGUACGUACUCCAAUGCACACACAACGAUGCACAAUGCUGUGCCGUGUAUUGAUUUUCAGUCAGAAUACUUCCCGGAGGGCAUUACCAAUGGGGCAUCGUGGUACAGUGUGACGGGAGGAAUGCAGGAUUGGUCGUAUUUGAAAGGUGGUGCAAUGGAAUUAACGCUGGAGGUGAGCUGCAAGAAGUUCCCACCCAGCGGGGAGAUUGAGAAGUUUUGGGAGCAAAAUAGAGAGGCUCUCAUUACGUACAUGGAACAAGUUCACAUUGGUAUUCAUGGAUUUAUUCGUAGCACAAUUGGGCAUCCAGUUGCCGGUGCCCGGAUCUAUAUAAAUAAAAUUCAACAUGCCACCACGAGCUACAAAGACGGUGACUAUUGGCGCCUUUUGCUACCCGGAAAGUACAAUGUAACAAUCGAAGCAGAUGGCUUCGAGGCGGUCCUGGAGGAAGUUGAAGUUCCCGCCAAUGGAUCCAUUCGCAAGGAUUUCCUUCUAAUGCGUGAUGAUCCGCAGCAUUGGUCAUCAGCCUAUGAUUACCGAAUCAUUGAGAAUGUUGUCAAGACACGUUAUCACAGCGAUGCGGAAAUUAAUGAUGAAUUCCAAAAGCUCGAGGCGGCAAAUUUCAAGAUUGCCACCCUCGAUGCUGGUGACAAUGAGAUCAGUAUGCAGUAUCACACACUAAAAGUUACUUCGGACAUUGGAUCGCCUGAAGAGAAGAAACUCCACAUUCUCAUCUUGUCUUCCCUCUUUGAUUCAGCUCCCAUUGGGCGGGAGAUGGUGCUCAAUUUAGCCAGGCAUGUCACCAAAGGGUAUGCCAUUGGGGAGCCACCACUUGAGCGUCUUAUAAACAAUACAGUGUUGCACUUUGUACCGAUAAUGGAGCACUUUAAUGAUGUCUACAAUCAAUACUACAAUGACCCAUCAAUUUGCGAUCCAAUACUCAAAGAAGAACUCGCUGAUAAGCUUUUGAGUCCUGAAACGGACAAAAAGCGCGAUAUGUUGAUAAAAAUGCUGCAAGAUGAGAAAUUUGAUCUUGCAGUAACUUUCACAUCAGGUGGAAGUGAUGUUCACUACCCCAAAAUUAAGGAUCACCUCCCCAUUUAUGCGCAAAUGGCACAAAAUAUUGAUGCAACAAAGAGGAAAGUCAUUAACCUGGCAUGUCCAUCAACAGAAAUGCGUUCUCAACAAUUGAGUGUGUCUGAGAGAUUGACUAAUCUCCUCUAUAACUACUACGAUGUGCCUUUAAUCAGCAUCCAGGUGUCAUGUUGCAAGAUGCCGGAGAAUAUUGCUGAGGCGUGGAGGAAUAAUCUUGAGAGAAUGGUGAACUUUUUGCGAUUGACAGACACUGGAGUGAUGGGAUAUGUUAAAGAUCACGAAGGGAAGGAGCUCAGAGAGGCUAUGGUGAAAAUUCAGGGAACCGAAUUGACGCAUAAAGUUACGGCGAAUCUUGCAUUCUUCCGCAUCGUCCUACCAGCUGGAGACUAUAAACUCGAAGUUUAUUGCGAAGCCCACGGGAAGACGACCAUUCCGGUUACAGUGAGAGAUGGAGUGGUGCACGAACUGGGUAAUGUUAUCCUCCAGAAAUCCGACAAAGAUCACCAGGAGGAAGAGAAAGCUGGAGAAAUAUCCGGAUUUAUCCUUGACAUGGAAAAUCAUCCAAUUCCAAAUGCAAAAGUAACUCUGAAUAAUCUUCACACAUUCACGGAUUCCGUUGGUGGGUACAAAAUAACAGGAGCUCCCGUUGGGGAUGUAACCAUUCAGGUUGAUGCUCCCAGGCAUAUCAAGGACUCCCGAACAGUUCAUGUUGCUCCCUUUAAAUCUACGAAAAAUAUAAUCUUCCGCCUAGAAGUGGAUGAGCGUGUUCUAGGCAUGCCCAGGAUGAUCUUUAUCCUCUUUACGGGCUUCCUUUGCGUGGCUGCAAUCGCAUGUGGGGCAUUUUGUAUCACUGCCUGGCAGAAUAGGAAGAAUAACUACCAGAAUUAUUCCUUCUCCCUGCUACGUACAAAUAACACGAAGAAAUUGUUUGAGGAUGAUGAUGAUGACAAUGAUGAAACGGAGCUCUUUAGAUCCCCAAUCAAGAAGGGUGUUAAAAUGCAGCCUUACUAUGAUGACGAAAGGGAUCCAAUAACCGAUACGGAUGAUGGGAGUGAGGAUGAAAUUGUGAUGCUCAACACAGCUAGUGAGUACCGUGACUGAUCAUGAUCAAUGAUGCACACAUGAAUCUUACUUAAUUUAUUUUGUAAAAUGUAAAGAAAUAGGCAAGAAGCGGCGCUAUAAUUUAAUUUAAUUUCAAUUACUACGUAAGCUAUAUAUUAGGUGAAACAUUCCUUCUUUCGCUAGGUCUGACCACAAAUUUUGUGAUUUUUUUUGUCAUUUGUUAAUUUAAUUUAAUAUUAUUGUUUUUUAAAUAGGUAAAUAUGAAAUAUUAACAAAAUAAUAAAUCUAUUGUCAAUUGUUGUCUAUAGAAGAGAAUUUUUUAUCGCGAUUUUUUUUUGUAAAACGUAAAGAGAAUUUAUUUGUUAAAAUAUAUUUCGUAUAUAUAGUUGUGUAGGAAUGUACUUAAGAAGAUUUUUUUCUGUUAACAAUUGUGCAAGGAAUAUUAAAGCUGAGAAAGACAAUUUUUAGGUAGACCGAUGUAGAAGAGAGAUAUUGUGGGCCAAAAUGGUAAUUUAAAGGUAAUGUGUCGAGGACAGCAUGGGGCCCAUGAGAGUAAUGUAAUACAAAUUGAUGGAUAAUAUAUUAUCCUUCCCCUGGGGGACAAUGCUGUCGUCUGUGAUUUUAAUGUGCAAAAAAAAAUUAAUAUAAAUAGAAUGGAUAUUUUUCUCCCAAAUGCAAAGAAGAAAUAGAGCAGCUAUAUGACCACCACCCUUUAAACACAAACACAAAAAAAAAUAAAGAAAAGAAGAAUUGGCAGCAAUUUUAUCACCAUAUCAGUAAGAAAAAAAAAUCAAUUAAGGACAAAACCCAGACAAACCUCUGCAUUUAAAACAUUCCACCCAAUUCCAGAAAAUAUAUUAAAAAUUUUAACAGAUUAUAUAGACAAGAGAUAGAAAAAGAAAAAUGUUAUUUUUACGGAAACAUUCUAAUUUGUACAGAGAUUUUUUGAAGAAUAUAAUUUAUUUAAUGAAAAUGGUUGAGAUGAUAAUAAGAUGCGAGUGAGAGAUGAUAAAUAAAGUUUCCUUUUUACAAAAAA